Dothidotthia symphoricarpi CBS 119687 is the source of this 447-nucleotide messenger RNA. RefSeq lists its product as uncharacterized. The transcript has 3 exons. NCBI's taxonomy places the organism in Eukaryota, Fungi, Ascomycota, Dothideomycetes, Pleosporales, Dothidotthiaceae. The coding region runs from base 1 to 447 and encodes 148 amino acids. The record is from RefSeq and is a predicted model, not a curated record.
AUGAGUCUUCAACGCCUCACACUUCGGGCGAAACAAAGUCUCUCGGGACUUUAUUCUUUCGGCGACACACAGAACCCUUCCUCCAACGAAAAUACCAAGCCUCCAUCUGAUGAGAUCAAAGCGGACGAUCCCAUCAAUCUCGAGGAGUUCGGCUUGUGCACGUCCAACGUAUCCUCUGCCAGUCCUGACGUUCACAAAUCUUCCCCGAGUAGGGACAGUCCCUCGAGGCGUAAGAGAUUGAUGGGAUCGCUACGACGCAUCGGCUCACUGCGAAACAUGCAAUCGCCUCCCAGCAAGACCAAAGAUCGAAGUGAUAUCCUAACUGAGCCUGAGAGCCCUCGUACCCCAGUUCGAGGCAUGAGACAGUCGCUUGCGCUCAACUUCGAAGAAUCUCCACCAGGCCGUCCUAUGUUCGAGAUUCUUUCGCGUGACCGCUCAGAUUCGUGA